AUGUCCGAAGCAAACGGCACCACGGCCGCCGCCGCAGCCUUCCAGUUCUCAGCCGUCUACAAGUCCCCCGCCAACGAGCCCUUCACCUACUCCGAGUCCCUUCCUGCACCGCCGUCCUCCGGUGUCAGCGACAAGACUGCCUACCUCAGCUCCCUGCGGAAGGCCAUUAACUCCGCCCAGGAGAGCAUCAACAAGGAGCUCACCGCGCGCAUGGAGGAGGACAAGGCUCGCGAGGCAGACAAGGGCGGUUCCAAGGCUGCGGUGGACGAGGCACUAGAGGAGGAAAACUACGGCGAGGAGGCACCUCCUAACGACGAUUGA
This is a messenger RNA of Colletotrichum truncatum, 321 nucleotides long. RefSeq names its product gon7 family protein. NCBI's taxonomy places the organism in Eukaryota, Fungi, Ascomycota, Sordariomycetes, Glomerellales, Glomerellaceae. The record is from RefSeq and is a predicted model, not a curated record.